Klebsormidium nitens is the source of this 4224-nucleotide messenger RNA. The record is from the annotation of a GenBank genome assembly. Lineage: Eukaryota; Viridiplantae; Streptophyta; Klebsormidiophyceae; Klebsormidiales; Klebsormidiaceae.
AGAGGCUCUAGCUCGAAGGAGUUGAAGCCUUUCGUUGAGGGCAAAGUCAUCCGGAUGCUUAGCCCUUUUUGCGAGAAAGCUUGCACAUCUUUCUGUAAGUUUGGGAGCCACUCAAAGCAUCGGGAAGAAGGCAGCCGCUUCAAGAAGCACGUUGUCUGCUAAGCACUUUACGGUGAGAGGAAUGGAAGAGGACGAUGACGAUCAAGCAAACCUUGGGCACGCCAGUUUAUGUGCACCACCGAUUGCCCCUGUAGACCGAGUCUGGCCAUCUCUGGGCGUCGACGAUCCGUGCAGUGCGGUGCGAUGGGGGCACACUGCCGGCGUCCACUGGCAAAAUGAAGGCUCGGCAAGAGCAUUUCAUGCACUCAAGGAAGACCCGCAGCGUGGCGGCGCUCCAUUCGUUCCUGCCGCCAACUCCCGUGUCCUGCUCAAGCUACCAAAUGGAGCCCCCCCUCCCUCUGAGGACUCCUUGUCUGACCGAACUGGAAACGAGCUGGCCGGCUGGGUAGAUGGGACUUCUCUUGUGACCAUCUUCCCCGUAGGUGAAGCCCAAGACGAAAUUGCAGCAAUCGCACACGAACUGGAGGAGCCGCCUCCAAGGGACAUCGAGCCAGCGCAGGACGGCCCAACCGCACCAGCAAAGGGCACUGUCACCCUCAAGCGUUUUCUCCGUAGCCCCUCGCACUGGGUCGAGCUGCGCGACUCUGCCCGUUACAAGGCCCUCGCUGCCGAAGCCAAGGCGGCUGGCUACUCCGCAUGCCGUGCGACCCUGCUGCAACACUGUCUGCCUAGCCUCACCGUGGAGGAGCUCCAGCGCACUUUCCCGCACACCAACACCAAAGUGUAUGUGCUGUCUGUCAUCAAGCUGCUAGCGAGGAUCUUUCGGGUGCGCAUCGGGAGGCAGGUGGUACGAGUUCGCCUGGUAGAGUCGAUAUGCGCCGCGGCGAGGGGCUCAUCUCGUGCGAGGGGCCCGGCGCCGGGACUCCCGAUUCAGCAGAUAGUGGCGAGCCCGGCGAAAGCCUGGGACGAGCGGACGUUGAUUUCUGCCCGUGCGGCUAACGCUGCUGCGUUCUACAGUGUGCGGUGGGACCGUCUGGGGGUUCUACAAGUGUUCCCAAUAGCAACGAUUCAGUGCGGAGACCCCGUGGCGGAUGUGGUGUGGGAUCUGCAUUCUGGAAGGGAGGCGGCCGUCGUCUCAGAGAGGGGGGCGAUGCAGCUUAUAUCCUUCUCGCAACCGGAAGAGGAAGGCGCCUUGGGCGAAGCCGAGGGUGUAUCAUCGAAAGGGGCCGCUGAUGGAGAGACCAGUCCUGGCCAUGAUCGGAGGGGGCAGAGCUUUGCGGAGGAGGCGGGGAAAGCGGGGACAUCGGAUCCCGUGGGGUCACGUAGAAAUGAAAGAAUUGCGGAGGAGGCAGCUGCCAAGGGCUCAAGUGUGGGGCGCCCCCUAAACGAGGCCCUGCAAUAUCAGAAGGCCCAGGCAGUCGGAGCGAAGCAGCAGGUGGUCCGGAGAAACGCAAGAAGGAGCGACGAGACAUGGUGGCGAUGCGUGUACGGGCACAACUCAAAUUCCCUGGUCGUGGCGAACCGGACGUCCGUUACGAUCCUGAAUCUGGCUCGGAGGGAAGAAGUUGAAGUUGAGUCCGAACGGUGCUUGCUGGAGAUGACCGGAGAACCACGGGCGGGGGCAGUUGCAUGGGAGCCAGGGGGAUUGGUACAGCAGACAGCGGAGGCAGUGUGUGCGCUCGCGCGUUCUGAGAAUACCGACGGGGCUGGGCGGUUUUUGGUGGCGGUGGCCACGACGUACCGCGUGCUCUUGUGGGACACGAGGAAGGGCAGCGCGCCUCUGCUACAGUGGGACCACUGCCUGAGCCACGCAGCCCCCACCGGUCUCCUCUUCCCCUCCUUCCCUCUUGGACCGUCCCCCAACUCCCGCUCCAUCCUGGCGUUCAACAGCUCGGGCGACGUCAUAGGCUUUGCUUACGCCCCCGACACUUCGGGGGGCACUCCAGCAGCCCAAGCAAGCACCCCCCGGUCGCGGGUUCCCCUGCUUCACGCCCUCGGGGGGCCGUUCCGCGUGCUCGCCCCGUUCGUCGACCGGGAUCAGGCGGUUGUCGCGGAACCUGCGGGGCCGGGGUCGGGGCGAAGCUUAGAGAAGAAGGAGAAAGAGGAGACGGUGCCGGUAGGCCCGAUCAUAAGCGGGCUGCUGGCGCUGCCGGCGGACGGGAGUCUGCGGUUGGUGCAGCUAACCGGGCGGGGCCAGCUAGUGGAACGAUCGUACGUCAGCAGAACGGGAGGGGAGGAAGUGGGCGGCGAAGAGCGAACCGGGCAGGCGGGGGGCUCGAACCUGAGGUCACUCCCGCAAGGUCGUGACAGCAGUCCGGAGACGUCCCUUUCACUGGCCGCCAAAGCGAAGGCGCCCAGUGUUGACACCAAGGGAUACCUCCUGCAACCCGUCCCCGUUCUUCGGUCGUACGUGUCCCUCGGGGAUUGGCCCCAAUCGCUUCCCCUCUACAGCGCUCCAACACUGGAGCGCAGGAAUAUGACGUACGCUGAACGGGCUCAUCCGCGGAGCUAUCUUUAUGCGGGGGCGGUCCUUGCGAAGCAUAAACAGGCGCGCGUCAAUCUCAUUGCUGAGAAGGUGGCAGAAGCGAGGAGUCAAAUGGUAGGAGAGGGCGGGCUUGGGAGUGGGGCAAAUGAGGGGGAAGGCAGCGUUACGCAGGCGGGGGCAAAGCAUCAGCUUCCGGGGGAUCCCCUGACUUCAAAAGCUGGGGCCGUUACGGCAUUGAACGCAGGCGAGGGGGAAAAACGAGUAGGGGAGCACGGGCAGGUAGGGGGGCAAAACGGUGGCAGUCGGGACGACGCGCGAGGGCUGACUAGCGAGAAGCACUUUGCGUCGAGGAUCUCCCGAGUGGCCGCACGGUCUCCGUACCCCCUGACCGCCGCCGAAGCGGCAAACGUGCACGCGACGAGGCGCCUCCCCUCGUCUCUGGCCGGGAAAGUUUUGGGCCGGAGCCACGCCGGUACCGCGAAAGUGUGGCGCAGACUCCCGGGAGCCAAGCACCGACCGGAGGCGGACAAAUUGCCGCUGGUGUUAUUGGCCCGGGAGGGUGAAGAAGCGACUCAGACGUCGAGCGGAAGGGGCGCGGAUCAGCGGAACGAGAGCGGGGCGGAUUUGCCCCGGGUCAGGGACGCGGUGGUACAGCUGGCGCAGGAAAGCGGGGGCGCGGACGUGGCGUCCGUAGAAGUGUCCGCUCGGCGGUUCCAACUAUCGGACUCGUUCCAUCUGCACAGCCUGGCCUCUGUUGGGGGGGGGCAGAGGACAGGCGGCGAGGAGGGGGGGGGCGCAGGGGGGUUGCAGCCAGGGGAGGAACGAGCAGGCGUAGUAAAUGGGGAGGAUUUGGUGCAGGUUUUACCGGAGAGCCCUCUCACGGCGGCCGCUCACAGGACGGUGGUGACGGCUCCUGCCGAGGCGAAGAGCGGGGAGCUGUCCCGGUUCAGAAUCGUGAGACACCAAGGUUCUGUGCUGGGCCAAGAGGCUGCCCUCUCUCGCCUGGCAGACCUGCGAGCUGCGUGGCGCCAGUGGCAGGAGCAGAAAGUACCGGGCAGCCUCCCGGGCAAUACGUCCUUGCUAGAAAGUGCCCGGGAAAGUCAACCGACCCCUUCCUCGCAGCAGACGCCGUCUCGCCUCCUGGCGAGUCCUGCCCGAGUGCCAACCGGCAGUCCACUUGGAGACACAGCGCGCAUGUCAAAAGCUGCGGUUGCAAAGCCUCCGAAGAGUGCCAAGCUGGUGCCUUCUGCAGGCCUGGAGAGGCUCGACAUUGAAGAGAGCGUGCCGAGUCAACCGGUAGCUAAUGUCGGGGGUAAGCCUCCCCGUAAGCGGAGUUUGCCCGAAGCGAAGAAAGUCAAGAAAAAGCUGAAGAAAAGCCAUCAGUUCACAGAGGGCUUCUAGAGGAUAGAAAGUCGAUCGUGCGAGCAGGGAGCAGGAAAGGCUUUGUAGAUAAUAAUUCAUUCACCCCUCAGUGGUCGAGGCUGCAUCAAAAUUGAGAGCAUAGGUAUUCUAGAGAGCAAAGGAGAUAUGCUCACUGACCGGAUUCACAUCGAAGGACUGUGCACAGAUAACAUGCUAUUACGUGACGGUUAUAAUCCAAAUGUGGGCGAGCAGCUUCAAGUGAUCGUGCGCGAGGCGCCGCAAAAACGAUCUAAGCGACCUCUGGAAUGGUCUGUCCG